GAAACGACGGCGUUUACCUCUCUCCUGCUUUACAUUCUCUCUCUCUCCCCCCUGCUUCAAUGGAGGGUUUUACGUAGGUUUAACCCCAAAUAAACUCGAAACAAACGAAAGCUCUUCAACUCACCACCAUGAGAAAACUCUGGAAUUCGCUGUCUCUCCUCGCUCGUCGGAGAUCAACUUUUUCCUUCUCCAAAUCGUAUUCUUCCGAUGCACCCUUCAACCGCUGCACCAAAACCCACGGUUUACUCAUCAGACCCAACAACAAAUUUGCGACCACCCCAUUUCGAAACAUGGAAACCCUCGUCCAGAAAUCCUCUCCAAUCCCCUCGAGGCAGCGAAAAAUCAUGGAAAAAUCGCAGCUUGACGAAGCUUUCGAGUCCGCAGAAACCACCGAGGAAAUGCUCAAAGUCUUCAGCAACAUGGAAGGGGUUUUCGACGAGAGAGAACUUGGUUUGGCUUCUUUAAAAAUUGGCCUUAAACUUGACCAUGAAGGUGAGGACCCUGAGAAAGCUCUUUCCUUUGCUAACAGAGCUUUGAAAGCUUUGGAAAAAGAUAACAACAACAACAACUUUCCUUCUUCUUUGCCUGUUGCCAUGUGUUUGCAGCUGUUGGGGUCUGUUAGUUUUAGCUUGAAAAGGUUUAGUGAUAGUUUAGGGUACCUUAAUAGGGCUAAUAGGGUGUUGGGUAGGUUGCAGGAUGAGGGUGGUGUUAGUGUUGAUGAUGUUAGGCCUGUGCUGCAUGCUGUGCAGCUUGAGUUGUCCAAUGUUAAGAACGCCGUGGGGAGAAGGGAGGAGGCUCUUGAGAAUCUUAGGAAGUGUUUGGAGAUCAAGGAGAUGACUUUUGAGGAGGAUAGUGGGGAGUUGGGUAAGGGGAACCGCGACUUGGCCGAGGCUUACGUUGCGGUUUUGAACUUCAAGGAGGCGCUGCCGUAUUGCUUGAAGGCGUUGGAGAUUCAUAUGAAGCGGUUGGGGAUGAACUCAGUGGAGGUUGCGCAUGACAGGAAGCUUCUUGGGAUUGUGUAUAGCGGGUUGGAGGAGCAUGAGAAGGCGCUGGAGCAGAAUGUUUUGGCGCAGAGGAUUUUGAAGAACUGGAAUCUUAAUGCGGAUUUGUUGCGUGCUGAGAUUGAUGCUGCAAAUAUGAUGAUUGCUCUAGGGAGGUAUGACGAGGCUGUUGGUACUUUGAAGGGUGUUGUGCAGCAGACAGAGAAGGAUAGUGAGACUCAGGCGCUUGUGCUUGUGUCGAUGGCGAAAGCAUUGUGUAAUCAGGAGAAGUUUGUGGACUGCAAAAGAUGUUUGGAGGUUUCUCUUGGGAUUCUUGACAAAAGGGAACGGAUUUGCCCAGUAGAAGUUGCUGAGGCAUACUCGGAGAUAUCAAUGCAGUAUGAAACCAUGAAUGAGUUUGAAACUGCGAUUUCGUUGCUGAAGAGGACACUAGCUUUGCUUGAGAAGCAGCCACAAGAGCAGCACUCGGAAGGAAGUGUUUCUGCAAGAAUAGGUUGGUUACUGUUGUUGACUGGUAAGGUGCAGCAGGCUAUUCCUUAUUUGGAAAGUGCUGCUGAAAGAUUGAAAGAUAGCUUUGGUCCCAAGCAUUUUGGAGUGGGUUAUAUCUACAACAAUUUGGGGGCAGCAUAUUUGGAGUUGGAUAGACCCCAGUCAGCAGCUCAAAUGUUUGCAGUAGCUAAGGAUAUCAUGGAUACAUCUCUUGGUCCACAUCAUGCAGAUACAAUUGAAGCAUGUCAAAACCUUUCAAAGGCUUAUGGCGAGAUGGGAAGCUAUGUCCUUGCCAUUGAAUUUCAACAGCAAGUUGUUGAUGCUUGGGAAAGCCAUGGAGCUAGUGCAGAAGAUGAACUUAGAGAAGGCCAACGACUUCUUGACCAAUUAAAGAAAAAGGCCCGUGACGCCUCUGCAAAUGAGCUUCAUAUGAAGGCUUUGCCAAAUGAACUUCCUAUGAAGGCUUUGCCCUUACCACAUAAAUCCUGAACAGUUUUGUAGACUUUCCCUUUCACAUUGCCAUUGCAUAUUGCAAUGAAUAUCUACGACUUUGGUGAUUGUUUGACAGUUUUGAGGCUUCCUUACAGAUUUAUGUGGGUGACUACUGAAAUUAAGUAGUACUUAUAUCCCAUAUCCCAAUCAUAUAGUUAUUUUGGAUUUGUCAUUAUAUUAUUCAGAUUUUAUUUUUAAAAAAAUUCUAAAUCUGUACUCAGUUGUUUGUCAUUAAUAAUAUGGAAUUUCCUCUUCAAAUAA
Molecule: messenger RNA, 2243 nt
Organism: Glycine soja
Lineage: Eukaryota; Viridiplantae; Streptophyta; Magnoliopsida; Fabales; Fabaceae
Product: protein KINESIN LIGHT CHAIN-RELATED 1-like
Exons: 2
Coding region: 129-1979 (616 amino acids)
Molecular function (GO): protein binding
Source: RefSeq, a predicted model, not a curated record